AAGUAGUGGGAUUUAUUGCUUGUGUCAUUGUGUCCCACAUAUAGAUUUGGUUUUAUUUUGGGGUUUUCAGUUUUUAUCUGUACUUGCUUUUCCCCCCUUUUGGGGCUAUCUGAGAGUAUAUAUAUAUUUAUGUGGAUAUAGAUUGUUUUUUCUUUUUAGGUUGUUCGCUCAGCCUGUGGCUAUCAGGUGGUUAAUUCGGCGCCUUCCCUCUCUUGUUGCGGGGCGCUUUUCAUUUGCAUCUCCCCCUUGUUCUGCCGUUCCGUGCCUUCUCGGUUCCCCCCCUUUGUCGGACGGUCCUUUUUUCCCGCCGCCACUUACCUCCGUGCGGCUGCAGCGGUUCUCUCUUUCAUCCUUGCAGGCGCGCCCGAGAUCUCGCGAGAUCUCGGGCGGCUGCCGCUUCCGCUUUGUGUCUGUACCGCUCGGAGCUACCUGCGCCUCGGUCCGUCCCUCGGCUCGGUUUUUUUCCAGGUUUCUUCUCCUUACUGGCUUGGGGCAAAUCCCCAUUGCCAGCAUAUUAACCCUCACUCCCCCAUCACCAGCACAUUAACCCUACGACAGCAUAAUUAACUCAGAGCUGGUUCAGGGUUAUAUAUACUAUAUAUAUUAGUCAGCAGUUCGUCAGCCAUAUCUGCCAGCAGGUCAACAUGCCUAAGACUGUGCAUAGUGGGCAGGGCCCUGCAGCAGAGGAUGUUCCUCUAGUUGAAUUAACCCCUUCGGGGGAGGAUGGUCAUGCUCUGACCCCUUGUGAUCAAUCUAUUGAUUUUCAGGCGUCACUGUCUAGCGCCAUUGCUGCUGCCAUGGGAUCUAUGACUUCGGUCAUUUCCCAAACGAUUGCCCAGGCCCUUGCUGCCCAUCCCGCUACCUCCCAAACCCCAAAGCCCGUCAUGGUGUCCGCACCCACCGGGCCGGGGCCAUCUGCCUCCAGAAAGAGAAAUAAAGGUGAUGAUGUUUCCACCAAUGUUGGCGCGCCUGGUCCGCGCAAGAGAGCCUGUACGCGUCGGGCAGAACGCACGCGCAACUGGAAAAGUGCUAGAGCACUGCAGGAAUUGGAUUCCGACUCUGAAAUCGGAUCCGAGGAGGAGGCUAUUGAUGACGCCUUUGAGGAGGCAGAGGAGGACCCAUCAGGGGUCAUGGAUGAUAACCCCCUUCCCGGGUGUAGCUCCCUUAUGUCUGCUGCAGAAGGUAUGCCUGCACCUUUGACGGAUCCCUCUGGGGAACCAUUGUUCGACCCAGAUUCGCUCCACCACCCCCGCUCGGCUGAGUGGUUACCGUUGGAGCACGUCUCCAAAUAUUUGGAGGCUAGAGUGCGAUGUCCUCUUUCCAAAGAGGCUCGCAAUAAGCUUAGGGCGGAAUGCCCCAGACCCGUCAUCCCUAACAGGGUAUGCGAGACUCCGGCGGUCGACCCCAAAAUGACGCAGUUCCUCGCCAAAUCUGGUUGGAACCCGCGUAGGGGUCUGGAGUCGGCGCUAAGAUCCUGCCAGGAUAAACUCCUGGACAUAUUUGGCCCGCUGGCUAAACUAUUUGACCUGGCGGAGGUGGCAAAAGCCGAGAACAAACAGGUUGAUCCACUAGAAUUACGCGAAUGGGUACAAAGGGCCAUUUGCGUAGCAGGGAACGUGAAUACGUCCUUGGCUAUAGAGAGGCGAAAGGCCAUCCUUUUCAAAAUUGAGCCAAAAUUGUCAAACCUGGCUCUUACGGAAGCUGGUAAGGAGGCCCAGGGCCUUUUAUUUGGAGAACAUUUCAUUAAGGACCUAGGGAGGUUUGUGGGGGCUUUCACGGCCUUAGACAAGGCCCAGUCCUCCAUGAAGCGAGUUUUUCACGGUAGGGUCUCUACCAGGGCCGGCAGCUUCAGGGGCCGCCUGUCCGGCCGUGCCCAAUUUCAGUCCCGUGGUUCGGGCCGAGGCUCCUACUCCCAGAGGUCUUCAUUCCAGGAGCACAGACGAGAACAGUCUUCGUUCUUCCCUUCACGAGGAAGCUCCUGGCGUCCGAGAGGAUAUCGAGGAAAUCCGUCUUCUAGACGUCCCUACGGUUGAGAUCGGUCAGUUCCGUGGUGUCCUUUGUUCUACGUCCUGGUUCGGAGGGUCGGCAGUUCGGUUCCAGCCGGUCAUGUGACGUGGACAGCUUCAGGAGGUUCUUCAAGGUCGUUCCUGGUGUUCCUGUUUGCUUCCGGAUGGAUGGCGCUUUUGUUCCCCGGCUGUUCCGGUUCCUGGUUGGCGGUUCGGUUGGACUGUUCGGUUCGGAUUUACAAAGAAAGUGGAGGAUUUGCAGGCGGUGUGGCCUGUUAUAGAGAGACUAUGGGGAGGGGCUGAUGACAUGUUUCAAUAUUUUUAUUUGUUCUUUGCUGCUAUUGGUCAGAGUAAAGAAGGAGAAUAGCAA
Molecule: messenger RNA, 2376 nt
Organism: Bufo gargarizans (Asiatic toad)
Lineage: Eukaryota; Metazoa; Chordata; Amphibia; Anura; Bufonidae
Exons: 2
Coding region: 645-2033 (462 amino acids)
Source: RefSeq, a predicted model, not a curated record